Messenger RNA from Chenopodium quinoa (quinoa), 1335 nucleotides. Its product is annotated as probable strigolactone esterase DAD2. The transcript has 2 exons. The record is from RefSeq and is a predicted model, not a curated record. NCBI's taxonomy places the organism in Eukaryota, Viridiplantae, Streptophyta, Magnoliopsida, Caryophyllales, Amaranthaceae. Bases 225 to 1025 code for a protein of 266 amino acids.
CCCACCCCUUUUAGUUGUCUACCCACCAUUACUUUUCCCAUUACAAACUAAAUUCUUAUUCAUACUAAUCUUAUCCAAUACACCUCAUCUUCCUUCAUCACACCAUAUAUAUACCACUCCCUCUUCCCCCACUAGUCCAACAAAUAACAACAAUCCAAAAACUCGAUCAAAUUUUGCAUUCUUUAAAAACUCAGGGUAUCUGGUGAAUUAUUCCCUAGGUCGAUAUGGGGCAUAAUCUAUUACAAGCACUAAAUGUACGAGUUGAAGGAACAGGUGAGAAGUACUUGGUAUUAGCACAUGGGUUCGGAACGGACCAAUCCGCAUGGCAAAGAAUUCUACCCUAUUUUACACCUUACUACCGUGUGAUACUCUAUGACUUAGCUUGUGCGGGUAGUGUUAACCCCGACUUGUUCGACUUUUGUCGAUACACCACGCUUGACGCGUACGUCGAUGACUUGCUCGACAUAUUGGAUGCGCUUGGUGUUACCCGUUGCGCUUAUGUUGGUCAUUCGGUUUCGGCUAUGAUCGGUAUUCUUGCUUCCAUACGUCGUCGUGACCUUUUUUCUAAGCUCAUUCUUAUUGGUGCUUCUCCUAGGUUCUUGAACGACCACGAUUAUCACGGCGGAUUCGAGGAAGGCGAGAUAGAGACUGUGUUCUCGGCAAUGGAGGCAAAUUACACAGCGUGGGUGAACGGGUUCGCACCACUAGCCGUAGGAGCGGACGUGCCAACAGCCGUGUGCGAGUUUAGUAGGACACUAUUCAACAUGAGGCCAGAUAUAUCCCUAUUUGUUUGUAGGACAGUCUUUAAUAGUGAUUUUAGAGGUGUUUUAGGACUAGUGGAAGUCCCUUGUUACAUCAUCCAAACAGCUAAAGAUAUGUCAGUACCAGCAUCCGUAGCAACCUACAUGAAAAACCAUCUUGGUGGUAAAAGUACUGUCCUAAUGCUUAAUACCGAAGGUCAUUUGCCUCACCUUAGCGCCCCAGCCCUUUUGGCUCAAUCCCUUCGACGAGCCCUUGCGCAAUGAGAUCGAUUUAUUCGAUAUAUUGGGACAAUUCUUUGUUGAUUGAUUAAUCUUUUACGAGUUUUAUUUGGGUUUUCUUGUACGGAGAAAAGAACGUACGUACAUACAUUCAUAUAUAAGUACAUGUAUCAUGUAUGUAUGUGUAUGGAUAAAUUGUUAUACAACGCAAUUUUUUUUGGGUAGAUUGAGGAACUAGUAUAUUCAAUAUACAACAUUGUUAAAGAGAUUGAAUUUAGUGAGCAUUUUGUAAUACUAGUGCUUGAUAAUUUCGAUAUUUGAAAUAAGUAAAAGCGUGUUCUAUUUAAGUAUUGAA